GAGAAAAUGGUCAGACAACCAGGUUAAAAUACAACGCGUGAAUUUUGAACUGCUGGGUCAAACCGUUGCUGCCUGAACCUGUCCUGGGCUCGACCUGGCUGGUACUUGCACCCAGCUAAAAAGGCGCCUGGAGUUGCAGAAGAAAGCACAUUCCAAUUUCCGUCUGUGCGCUGUUGAUCGGUCCUCUUGCUGCUUGCAACAGCGUCCAUUUUCUGAGCAUUAGAACCUCAUAGGGGUGCCCGGCCGGUUGGUGUAUCACAGAAGUUUUUGAUACAUUUCGUGCACUUUGAGAGGUUCUGACAAAAGCGCUUUCCUUGCUGCAUCCCCAUCUGCAAAAAUGGUGAAGAUCUGCUGUAUUGGUGCCGGAUAUGUCGGGGGUCCGACUAUGGCGAUGAUCGCCUUGAAGUGCCAUGAUAUCGAGGUCGUCGUGGUUGAUAUCAGCAAGCCCAGGAUUGCUGCCUGGAACAGUGACGAGCUUCCUAUCUAUGAGCCAGGCCUUGAUGAAGUUGUUAAGGAGCGCCGGGGAAAGAAUCUGUUCUUCAGCACAGAUGUGCAAAAGCAUGUUGCAGAGGCAGACAUUAUAUUUGUCAGUGUAAAUACACCAACAAAAACGAGGGGUUUGGGUGCGGGGAAGGCGGCUGAUCUGACAUAUUGGGAAAGUGCUGCCAGGAUGAUCGCCGACGUUUCUAAGACUGACAAGAUUGUCGUGGAAAAGUCAACGGUACCAGUGAAAACAGCUGAGGCAAUUGAGAAGAUUCUCACGAAGAAUGGUCAUGGGAUUGAGUUCCAGAUUCUUUCAAACCCGGAGUUUUUGGCUGAGGGGACCGCAGUUGAGGACUUGCUCAAACCAGACCGUGUACUAAUUGGAGGGCGCGAGACUCCCAAAGGUCAGGCAGCCAUCCAAGCCCUGGCAGCUGUGUAUGCACACUGGGUGCCAAAGGAGAACAUCAUCACGACCAACCUCUGGUCUGCCGAGCUUUCGAAGUUAGCUGCCAACGCCUUCCUGGCGCAAAGAAUUUCCUCCAUCAACGCCAUGUCGGCCUUGUGUGAGGCCACCGGUGCUAACGUCUCUGAGGUCGCGUAUGCCAUCGGAAAGGACAGCAGAAUUGGGCCCAAGUUCUUGCAAAGCAGUGUUGGCUUUGGCGGCUCCUGCUUCCAGAAGGAUAUUCUCAACCUUGUCUACAUCUGCGAAUGCAACGGCCUCCCUGAGGUUGCUGCAUACUGGAAGCAGGUGGUCGACAUCAAUGACUACCAGAAGUCGAGAUUUGUGAACCGGGUUGUUGGUUCCAUGUUCAACACCAUCAGCGGCAAGAAGAUUGCCAUCCUCGGGUUCGCCUUCAAGAAGGACACCGGCGACACACGUGAGACCCCUGCCAUCGACGUCACAAACGGCCUACUUCGGGACCGGGCCCUCGUUAGCGUAUACGACCCUCAGGUUACGGAGGAGCAAAUGAGACGGGACCUGUCACAAGAAAAGUUCGCUUGGGACCAUCCAGCACACAUCCAGCCCGCCAGCCCCGCUUCCGCUCAGAAGGUCGGGUAUGUAAUGGACCCCUACCAAGCCACGAAGGACGCCCACGGCGUGUGCAUUCUGACCGAGUGGGACGAGUUCAAGAAAAUGGACUGGCAGAAGGUGUACGACAACAUGGUCAAGCCCGCGUUCGUCUUCGACGGGAGGAACAUCAUCAACCCCGAGGAGCUACGAAAAAUCGGCUUCAUCGUCUACUCGAUUGGCAAGCCCUUGGACCCCUUCGUCAAGGAUGUGUCGGCGCUCGUCUAGGUGCUGUUGAGGCUCUAGCCGCGCUUAGCUCACUACAACAGGCCAACCUUCUGUCCACUCCUGCCUUGGAGAUACUGUCCAUGUUGAUAUGCUGAUGAAUACUUGAAAGUCACUCUAGACAGCAGCGGGGAGCAUACUGCGGCCUUCCACGGGGACCUAUAAUAGCUGGUAGCAAACCUGUAUUCGUAGAUUGUGUCCCGAGCUCUAACUAAAGAGUUGCGCUCACCGAGUUACUGGGCAACAUCAAGUUGAGCAUAUGCAUGCUCAAGUGGGAAGGUCAGACACAUAUCACAGGUGCUUAACUUAAGCUGACCGGGCUGAAUCUGAGUCUGAAUGCUGGUACAUUUCAGGAGUACCAUCGUUGUGUUUGAUUCUAGCUCAAAUCUCAUACUCCAUGAACCAUCUCCUGCAAUCCAGCUCAUGAGUUUCCAUUACAAACAACCUAUUGUAGGCUGCCAUGGACUCCUUGGGCCUGAACUUGGAAAGCAUGCUCACAGGAUGCAACAUUGUUUAGAGAAAGACAGCCUCUUGCGUUCUUAUGGAUCCAGAUAUAUUUAUAGG
Klebsormidium nitens is the source of this 2341-nucleotide messenger RNA. The record is from the annotation of a GenBank genome assembly. Lineage: Eukaryota; Viridiplantae; Streptophyta; Klebsormidiophyceae; Klebsormidiales; Klebsormidiaceae.